Manis javanica (Malayan pangolin) is the source of this 3129-nucleotide messenger RNA. RefSeq names its product CLN6 transmembrane ER protein (gene CLN6). The record is from RefSeq and is a predicted model, not a curated record. Gene Ontology annotation, biological process: lysosome organization. Gene Ontology annotation, cellular component: membrane; endoplasmic reticulum. NCBI's taxonomy places the organism in Eukaryota, Metazoa, Chordata, Mammalia, Pholidota, Manidae.
UCCCUCCCCGCGCUCGGUGCGCGAUCGCCGCAGCCCGGCCAGCAGAGCCCGUCUUUAACUCGGGAAAGCAGGGCCGAAGGGUCGACAGCAGGCGGGGCAGCCAUGGAGGCAGCGGCGCGGAGGCGGCAGCACCCGGGAGCGGCGGGCGGCCGGGGCGCGCAGCCGGGCGCCUCCUUCCCGCAGGCCAGGCACAGCUCCAUCAAUGCUGAUGAGGCUGCCAGCACAGCUCCCUUUCACCUUGACCUGUGGUUCUACUUCACUGUGCAGAACUGGGUUCUGGACUUUGGCCGCCCCAUUGCCAUGCUGGUAUUCCCUCUCGAAUGGUUUCCACUCAACAAGCCCAGCAUGGGAGACUACUUCCACAUGGCCUACAACCUCAUCACGCCCUUUCUCCUUCUCAAGCUCGUGGAGCGGUGCCCCCGCGCCCCGCCCCGCCCCUUGAUCUACGUCAGCGUCACCACCCUGGUCAUGGGCGCCAGCAUCCACCUGGUGGGCGACUCCGUGAACCACCGCCUGCUCCUCAGCGGCUACCAGCACCACCUGUCCGUCCGUGAGAAUCCCAUCAUCAGGAACCUCAGGCCGGAGACCCUGAUCGACUCCUUCGAGCUGCUGUACUACUACGAUGAGUACCUGGGCCACUCCAUGUGGUACGUCCCCUUCUUCCUCAUCCUCUUCAUGUACUUCAGCGGCUGUUUCACUCCCACGAAAGCUGAGAGCUCAAUGCCAGGGGCAGCCCUGCUCCUGGUGGUGCCCAGUGGCCUGUACUACUGGUACCUGGUCACUGAGGGCCAGAUCUUCAUCCUCUUCAUCUUCACCUUCUUCGCCAUGCUAGCCCUCGUCCUGCACCAGAAGCGCAAGCGCCUCUUCCUGGACAGCAACGGCCUCUUCCUCUUCUACUCCUUUGCCCUCACCCUCCUGCUGGUGGCACUCUGGGUCACCUGGCUGUGGAACGACCCUGUACUUAGGAAGAAGUACCCAGGUGUCAUCUACGUCCCUGAGCCCUGGGCCUUCUACAGCCUCCACAUCGGCAGCCAGCAGCAGCACUGAGUCCCUAGCACCGGCCGCUGGCGCUCCGCCUGACGGGAGAUGGGCCAUAGAGGGCAUCUGAGCACGGAGAAGUGUGUGUGCACCCAGUACCUGCGGACGUGUGUGUGUGUGUGUAUGUAUGUGUGUGUGUGUGAUCGUUUCGGUCAAGUUUCCUGCGGACAUGGGUGUGUGUGUGCACGUGUGUGUGCAUGUGUGUAUAUGUGUGUGCAUGUGCACAUACGCACAGAGCACAUCAUCCUAAGACUUGAUCGUUUUGGUCAAGUUUCCUGCGGACAUGGGUGUGUGUGUGCAUGUGUGUAUGUGUGUGUGUGUGUGUGUGCGUGUGUGUGCAUGUGCACAUACGCACAGAGCACAUCAUCCUAAGACCUGAUUGUUUUGGUCAAGUUUCUAUUUGAUUUGGAUCCUUCCAGGAUGGGAUUUCGUGUAGCAGAAUUUCCAGGCCAGAUCUGGGCCCUGCCUUGGUGUCACCUCACUGGACUCUGGGCCCUCUCACUGUCACUGCUCAGGGCUGGUCUCUUCUUCCCAGGGUGUCUUUGGGUGGCCCUGCAGGAGAGGCCUGGGUAGGGCAGAGGACCUGGCUUGUCACCCACUGCCUGGCUCACCCCUCAGACCCACUCUGGCCCUGGUCAGAUUACAAAGGUUAAUAACUUAACUUCACAGGUAUCGUUGAGCAAAACACCCCCUUCCCUGGGCCGCCUUUGCUCUAGAUGGGCACAGUGGUCCCAGAGAGCGUCAGUGGGCCAUUUGCAGUCUCCUCGUGGGCAGCCCUGGAUGGACUACAGCUCUGUCCUGUCUCUGCCCUCUCCUACCCUGGGAGAGGGAUGUGCACCCCAGACCCUCACGUGGACCUCAGGCCGCACAGGGUGUUGAGCCACUCUGACCCUGGGGAGCCAGGGGCCAGCCCACUCCCCUAACCACCAGCCUGAUCUUGGGGUCCCUCCAACCAUCUUCCUCUGCCAGAGCUUCCCCUUCCCCCUCCUCCAGGAGAAUGGUGGAACCCCCUUUGUGUCAACCUGACCAAAGGUCUUUGAGCUGCCACUAAAGGAGAGCUCUCCAACGCUUAGCCUUCUCCCCUGAGCCCUGUGAUAUGGGCCGGGGUUGUCUUGAGGCUCUCUCCCAUCGGCCUCUUCUCAGCGUGAACCACAUGCCUUCUGCCAGUGGCCUCGUUCCCAGAAAAGGGAGGCCUCACCCCCAGCAGGACCUGUCCCCCACCUGGUCCCAGACCUUGGGGCCAGGUCUCCUCCCACAGCUGCAGGCACCACAGCCUUCUUCCAGCACUAGCCCUCACAUUCUCCAGGGCCCCAGGGGGCCCACUUUGCCUUCCCCAGGCCCUGCCUCUUCUCCUGUGUUCUCAGGGAACCCCAUACCUCAUGUUGGGGUUCCUCUACAGCCCCCAUAGGGGUCCCCCAGGGACCAGUCAGUCCCUGUCUGCUGGCAACUUCCAGUGGUCAGAGGUAUGAGUAAAGGCCAGUGCGGAGCCAGGGCUGGCUGGUGGCUGCUGCUCUGGGUAUGCGUUUAGGCAGCAGGAGGGCAUGCCCUGGAAUGAGGGAGUGACUGGUCUCCCUGGCAGACCCCAGAGACCCACUGAGCCCGCAUCUGGUGCUGCCAUUGCCCACUGGCCCUCCGUGCUGUGUAGGAUCCUGGGGGUGGGGCCCCCAGACAGGCUGUGCCACCAGCCCAUUCCAGAGGCGGAAGCAGGGAGAGGAAUGGUGGCCUUUCGGGGAAGCUGGGGAAGCUGGGGAGUGGCACUUAGCCUUGGGAAGGUCACCUGAUGCCUCAGCGUCUCAGCCUCAGCACCCAGCCAUCAGGGACCUCCUGGGGCUCCUGUAUCAGACCACGCAGAGGAAGGGCCACAUGGUAUGAGGUGCACCGAGUCGGCUCGGCCCCCACCUGCCCAGCAGCCUCCUGAGGACCCUGCUCCUUCAAACCCUGUCCUGGGCCUGUUCUGCACAGAAGGACUUAAUGUGUCGCUUAUGAGCAGGCACAAGCCUGGUUGUGUGGGGACUGAAGCUUAUACAAUUUGGAGGGAUGCUUGAUAAGAAAACAGGAGAAAAAAAAGUGAAUAAAACAUUCUGUAUGAAA